AUGAAAAAUACUGUCAUUCUUAUGCUCGCGGGCACAGCCCUCGCGAUGCCUGUCAACAAGACCCUCGAGGCCCGCAAGCCCUGUCUGUUCCUUGAUGGACUUCUCUCUGGCGAGGGCAGCGGCUCUGGAAGCGCUGAUUCUUCCGCCAGUGGUGGCCUCAGCGGUGGCCUUAGUGGUCUUGCUUCCAUCUUCGGUGGCGGCAGUGCCUCAGGAAGUGGCUCAGCAGACUCUUCUGGCGAGGCUUCUGGUGAUGCCUCUGGAGAGGCGUCCGCUUCGGGCUCAGGCUCUGGAUCUGCCAGUGGUGGUCUGAGUGGUGGUCUUAGUGGACUUGGUGCACUUGGACUGGGUGGUUUCGGCAGUGGAUCUUCAGGCCUAGGUGCUACUGGAACGGGCUCGCUCGGUGCUAGCGCAACUGGCGGUGCUUUGGGCUCAGGAAGUGCAUCAGGUGGAUCAGGCUCAGCAGGCGUCUCGGGCGGUGGUUCUGCUACUGGGGCUGGAAGUGCUGGCACAUCGGGCACCGGAUCCCUUGGUGCUAGCUCGACUGGCGGACUUUCUGGCGGUGCUUCGGGCUCAGGAAGUGCAUCAGGUGGAUCAGGGUCAGCAGGCGUCUCGGGCGGUGGUUCUGCUACUGGGACUGGAAGUGCUGGCGCAUCGGGCACCGGAUCCCUUGGUGCUAGCUCGACUGGCGGACUUUCUGGCGGUACUUCUGGCGAUACCGGAGCUAGCGCUACUGGCACUGGCGUUGCCUCUGGCGGUGCAUCCGAUACUGGCUCUUCUGGCGCGAGUUCUUCGAGCGCCCCCUCGACCUCUGACUCCACGGGCUCCGGUGAUUCCACCUCAGGCUCUUCUAGCUCUGGCAUUUCUGGCUCUGGCUCCGCUGGUGUUAGCGGUUCCGGAUCUGGUGAGGCUGGCACGAGCGUCUCUGGAAGCCUAGGUGGUAGCGCUGGUUCGGGUACUGGUACUGCACCAGAAACAUGGAGCACCAGCAUCAGCAUUUCUUUCCCCGGUGCUACCGGUUCGAUCAGUGGUUCGGCAUCCGCCCAGGCUGAGGCCUCUGCUCAAGCUGAAGCUUCGGCUGCUGCUAGUGCAAGUGCGAAUGCGUCUGCGAAUGCGAAUGCUUCAGCCGGUGCCUCGGCUGAUGCCUCCGCCAACGCCUCUGCCAAUGCGUCUGCGUAA
Penicillium cataractarum is the source of this 1176-nucleotide messenger RNA. RefSeq lists its product as uncharacterized. The coding region runs from base 1 to 1176 and encodes 391 amino acids. The transcript has a single exon. Lineage: Eukaryota; Fungi; Ascomycota; Eurotiomycetes; Eurotiales; Aspergillaceae. The record is from RefSeq and is a predicted model, not a curated record.